This is a messenger RNA of Emericellopsis atlantica, 1690 nucleotides long. RefSeq names its product GTP-binding protein YchF. Bases 434 to 1621 code for a protein of 395 amino acids. Lineage: Eukaryota; Fungi; Ascomycota; Sordariomycetes; Hypocreales; Bionectriaceae. The transcript has 3 exons. Gene Ontology annotation, cellular component: cytoplasm. The record is from RefSeq and is a predicted model, not a curated record. Gene Ontology annotation, molecular function: ATP hydrolysis activity; ATP binding; GTP binding.
UCUGAGAUAUUACGGUACUAUUGAGCGAGUGACGUACCGGAUGGAUUGAGGGCUCCAGUCGGACUAAUGUUCUUCCUGCCAAAGACAGAAACAACCGGAGGUGGGGAGCAUCAAAAUUCGUCGCAUUUCUACGCCAGCUCUCACAAUCUCUUAUUUCUGUCCUCAAAUCACUUUCAAUUUUCUAGCCAGCUUCGUCCUUUGUCCGUGGGCGCGGCGCUGAAAAAAAGGAAAGCCAUUGGCGACUGAGAUAGUCGCCUUUGCAGGCACAACGGCCUCACUCCCUCUUCCCUCUUCCUUCGCUUCUACCUUCCGAACCUUUCCCCCCCGCGCAGCUAGGUCUGCAGCUCUUGGGCGCGCUCCUUUCCUCCUCCUCCUCACCACCACCUUUACACACACACCUUCUCGCUCCUACGCGAAAGCGAAGAAAGCAAAGAUGCCUCCCAAGAAGCCCGUCGUCGAGGAGAAGAUCCCUCUCGGCCGCCCUGGCAACAACCUGAAGAGUGGUAUCGUUGGCCUCGCCAACGUCGGCAAGUCCACGCUCUUCCAGGCCAUCACCAAGUCGAACCUCGGUAACCCUGCUAACUUCCCCUACGCGACCAUUGAGCCCGAGGAGGCCCGCGUUGUCGUGCCCGACGAGCGUUUCGACUACCUCGUCGACAAGUACAAGCCCAAGUCUGUGGUGCCCGCCAACUUGACCGUCUACGAUAUUGCCGGUCUGACCCGCGGUUCAUCCACUGGUGCUGGUCUGGGCAACGCCUUCUUGUCACACAUUCGCGCCGUCGAUGCCAUCUUCCAGGUUGUGCGCUGCUUUGACGAUGCCGAGAUCAUCCACAUUGAGGGCGAUGUGAACCCCACCCGCGACUUGGACAUUAUCAGCACCGAACUGCGACUCAAGGACAUUGAGUUCGUGGAGAAGGCGCUCGAGAACCAGAAGAAGAAGACCCGCAUGGGUGGCCAGAGUCUGGAACAGAAGAAGGCCCGUCAAGAACAGGAGAUUAUCGAAAAGGUUCUCGCCUGGUUGAACGACGACAAGGAUGUCCGCAAGGGCAACUGGGGUCCCAAGGAGAUCGAGGUCAUCAACCCUCUUUUCCUUCUGACGGCCAAGCCUGUGGUCUACCUCGUCAACUUGUCUGAGCGUGACUUCAUCCGCAAGAAGAACAAGCACUUGCCCAAGAUCGCCGAGUGGAUCAAGGAGCACGCUGACGGCGACCCGAUCAUCCCUGUCUCCGUCGCCUUCGAGGAGCGCUUGACGCGCUAUGAGACCGAAGACGAGGCCAAGGAGGAGAUGAAGAACGUCGGCGCAGAGACCGUCAUUCCCAAGCUGAUCACACAGAUGCGCAAAACUCUUCAACUCGGUAGCUUCUUCACAACUGGCCCCGAUGAGGUGCGCCAGUGGACCAUCCGCACCGGCACCAAGGCGCCGCAGGCGGCUGGUGUCAUCCACACAGACUUUGAGAAGACCUUUAUCCAGGCCGUUGUAUACAACUUCAACGUGCUCAAGGAGUGUGGUGGCGAUGAAGCCGAGGUCAAGGCCAAGGGUAAGAUCAUGACCAAGGGCAAGGAGUACGUUGUGGAAGACGGCGAUAUCAUGCUGAUCAAGGCUGGUGCCGCCAAGAGCUAGUCGUGGAAAAUAUUCCCAGAUUAGUUAAGAUGAAAAAGUAAAACCUUUAAUGCUGCUUGUGCCCUGUCA